Ectocarpus siliculosus is the source of this 6016-nucleotide messenger RNA. The record is from the annotation of a GenBank genome assembly. NCBI's taxonomy places the organism in Eukaryota, Phaeophyceae, Ectocarpales, Ectocarpaceae.
AUGAUGGCUGGCACGAAAAAGGCACCGGGUAAGCCGGAAAAAGCCGCGCCCGGGGACGGUGGGGGUGGACAGGCCGCCGUUGUGAGCUUUAGUCAGAAGAAGAAGAAGAAGCAGCCGAACAAGAAGAAGCCGGCCAAGACCAACAAGCAGUCGAUCAAGCAGCGCGUCCGCGCCGAGGCGGCGGAGAAAUCCCGGCUGUUGCGCAAGGCGAAGCUGGCCAUGCAGAAAAAGAUGCAGCGCGAACGGACGGCUGCUGCUGCUGCCACCGCGCAAGAGGAGGGAGCCGGUGGCGCGAUAACCCUUUCUGCCCCUCCCUCCUUCGAACACGGCUCUGGUAGUGUCGUCCCCGCUCCCCCCCGAGCCAGCCCGGCAAGCCCCGGCAACGCCAGCGGCGCGCGCCGGACGGAGCGGCGCGAGGCCGUCCAUCACGACGUGGAGGUGAAGCUGGGGCAGUGGCGCAGGAAGCGAGCUCGCGAAGAGGCGGGUCUGCCGGGAGACGGCGAACGGCAGUACGGCUCGUGCCCGGCGGGGGCCGGCUACUACGAGCGAAGCGACGGCGGUGGUGGUAUGCAAGGCGGUGCGUUCGGGAGGAGUUCGUUGUCGGCGGGAGGCGGGGGAAGGGGAGAGGCGGGGGACUCUCGGGUCCCGGGAGGCGCGAGGGGAUGCUGGCGCGGCGCGGCGAACGGCGGCGGCCGCUGGCCGGAGGUGUUCAACGCCCCCGCGCCCAGGCGGUCGAUGCCCCGGCCCGGUAGAGCGGGACCUUUCUCUUCGGCAGCGACAGCGACUGCGCGUCCUGGCGGUAGUGGAAGCACCGGUGUAACGAGCGACGCUCGAGCCAGGGACGCGGGAACACGCUGGGUAGCCCCCUGGAUGGUUGGCUUGGUCGAUCGCUUUCCCGGUGGAGCCGCAGGACCGCGCGGCCGUGGUGGCAGGGACGCCGGGCGCGUGGGUCUCGUUGGCAGCGAAGAGGGCGAGGCCGGGCUGUUGCGCGGGGCCUCGGAUGGCGGCGCUCUCCAUUCCCGUGGCCCUGAUGGUAGUGACAUGGACAUCUGUGGCGCUGGUAGCUCGCACGGGAGUUCCGUGAAGGGUCCAGAAGGCGCGGCGGGGGACGGGGGUGCGGAGGGAGGUGGUGAAGGGGGCGGACUAUCCGACCUGCAUCACGAGAUCUUGAGAUUCGAGGACUACGUCUCGCUCACCCCGGCCGAGGUAGCCGCGAGAGAGAACCUGGUGUCGUCGGUCCAAGCAUCCGCGAGGGAGGCUCUAGGCAGCGGGGCGACGGCCCGGGCGUACGGCAGCUACGGGGGAGCGGGCGAUGAGCUUUGUUUCUCCAUUUUCCUCUCGGACGUGGAUAUCAGCGUGAGGCCUCCCGCCGAUCCAAGCAUUGCUCCUCCGCCGCAGGGCAGAAGCAAGCCGCCCGCGAGGAGCACGCUGGGAGGUUUCCUAGACCUUACGAGGGGAUCGGACGACGGCUUCGAGGAAGGGUCGUCUUCGUCAGAUUCGUCGUCGUCGUCUUCCGAUUCCGAUUCCGAUUCAGAAAGCGUCGACGACAGAGCGGGGGCCAACUCGAAGCUAUCCCCAGGCCCGCAAGCAGCGGCGGCCUCAGAUGCGGCGUCGGCAAUCUACGUAGCCUCGUCGGGAUCUGAAUCAGACCGCCCCGAAGAACCUUCCUCCCCUAGUCGCCCACAACAAGGCGGAGGACGUCCCGCAGGGCAGCCAGGCCGUUCUACGGAGAAACAUGCACGAGGAGGAACCAGCACCGGCCCUUCUUCGGGGUGCCACCCCGCUGAUACGGCGGUGCCCCCGCCUGAUCAAUUGGCCGCGUUGUCGGUGACCUCGGCUGGCAAGGCGGGCGACGAUCGUGGGGGUUCCAGCGUAGUAGGCGGUAGCGCACCGGGAGCGGAGGCGUUGGGGUUUUACAUCGACAACCGCCCGGACCCGGCGUUGCAGAAGCUCGCCCUUCGGGAGAGAGAGCGCGCCGCAGAAGGUGGAGCCCUUUGUCCCUCUGAUGGUGUCGGCAGGGAGGAAUGCGGGAACUUCGGACGCCAACCGGUGGCCCCGCCAUCAGCGGCAACGGUGGCAGGAGCGGCGGAAGCCGACACGGCGGUAGAGUUGCUUUCGGCCCGGGGUUUUGCCAAGAAUUUGCCAUCCACAAACCCCUCCAGCGCUGAGGCGAAGCCAGCCGAGGCUGCUUCUGCGCGUGCUGGUGAGGAGGUUGCCUCGUCUUCGAAAUCUUCUGCUGCUGCCGGUGCUGAGGUUAGCGCGUCUUUAGAACGUGGUAUUGCGGGUGGUGCUGCUGCUGAGGUUGCCUCGUCUUCGAAACCUUCUGCUGCUGCCGGUGCUGAGGUUGCCUUGACUUCGAAACCUGCUGGUGCUGCUGCUGCCGGUUCCUUCCUUGUUGCUAUCGCGGAUCUCCGGGCAGAAGCUGCUGCUGUUGGAGAACGCAAUACCAUGGAUAUACCAGACAUCGGAGAGACCACCGCACAAGCGAGCAGCACCGACCCCGGCGACCCAGCAGCACCCAUUCCAGCCGUCGUUCCCGGCGCCGUUCCGAGGACAGAUGAUGAAACCACUACUCCGGGACCAUCCAACACGACUUCUAGCUCAGUGUCUCCCACGCGGAAAGAAAAAAAACGCCUCCGUUCUCCGUUCCCUCGACCGCCGGAGGGCCGCCUUGCAAGCGAGGACGAUGUCGGGAGCGGUGGCGGUAAGAGAGGCUUGUUGGAGGCCGGUGAAAGCGAGGGUAGCCGCGUGACCGAAGAGGGGGAAAGCGGGCGGAAUCGAGCGGUGUUGAGCCCUGACGGAGGCGGUCGGUCGGGCAAAGGGAAGAAGAAGGUGGAGGGAGAGCAUGGGCGGGAGGGGGAGGGGAAAGAGGAGGAAGAGGGAGAGGAGGAAGAGGAGGAGGACGAAGGAGAGCACGAGGAGAAAAUUGAAGAGGGAGAGCAGGACGAGGAAGUGGGAAAGAAGGAAUUGGAAGAGGAAGAGAAGGAAAAUGAAAGCGGCAGUCGUGCGGGGAAAAUAUCUCCAACACCUCACGUAGGCGAUGGCGAGCGGCCCGUCGCAAAGGUUGCUUCUUCCGCGUCAGCCGAUUCUGCGGUUGUUGACGCCGCCACCAGCGCGAUCGUCAGCGAUAGCGAGGUGGCCAGUGCGGCCGUGCAGCUGCUCGCCGACCGCAUCCGCGCCGAAAGCGAACGCACGGUGCGGUUGAGGGCAAUCGCGGCCAGCCUAGCUGCUGAGCUCUGGCAUACCGGAGCGAGUGGUACUAGCAGUGGUGGAGCAAUCGGUCCCGGAAAUCCCGUGCAGGCCGCAGCAGCGGUAGGGCAAGGCAACCAAGGCAACCAAGAAGACGAAGACGGAGACGGCGACGGGUAUUCCAAAGAUCCCGAGGAGGCCAGGUACUCGGAGGGGCUGAAAGCUCUUGUGCGGGAGCAAGAGAAGAGGAACCGAGGCGGGAGUCUUCCGGCGGCGUUCGUGAGCAACCCUGGAGGGGGAGGAGGACCGGCCGCGUCCCAAAAUUCGCGCGAAUCUUCGCGGGCUGCUAGGCUACAGGCGGCACUGACUGCGUCCGCCGAAGCCGCUGCCAAGCGCAGGCGGUCGGGAAUCGCCGUCCCGCCGGGGGGAGUUCUAGAGAUCCACGCGCGUCCGGGGCUGGCCGGUAGACGCGGCGGGUGGGACUCAGGGAGAGAGCCUUGGCGCGGAGGGAGGGCCGGCGGCAAGGCUCGGGCGGUCUCCGGUCUCCGGAAGCUAGGUAAGCAGCUGCUCAAGAAGCGCUGGGUGGAGAAGUUCGAGUUCAGAAGCCGCGCCAAGGUUCCGAUUAUCGCCAUGCUGGAUGCGAGAGGGGGUGUUGAUUGCGACGUAAGCUGGGCUGGGGACGGGGGAGGGGGUGACUGCUGGGAAGACCCCGCCGAAGCGCCCGGUCCGACAUACUUCGCCAAGAUGUUUCCGGGAACGUUCCGCCCCCUGGCUUUGAUCCUCAAGGUUUUCAUGCGCCAGAGAGGCCUGGAUAAGCCCUUCACCGGAGGGGUUGGGUCGUUCAAGCUUUACGCUCUCAUCGCGUCACACCUUCAGGCUUGUGGCUGCGAGAGAGCGCAGCAGCAGCCGCGCGACCUGGGACACCUCCUCUUGGGCUUCUUCCGUCGCUACUCGUACACCUCGAAGGAAAGGCUCGCGCCAACGACUGUCCUGCGUGUCAAGGAUCUUACUGUUGAUCUCGGUUCGGCCUACAGAGCCAUGGCAGCUUCGAAAGACUUUGCCAAGGCGGCUCAAGCGCUGUCCUUAGCCAUCGCCGAAGAGGCUAGCAGCUCCAAGAACAGAGGUCUGAGCGCCGAAGGCAAAGGCACUGCCGCCUGCAGCAACCGUAACCCCAAGAGGCCCAAAAUGAACCAUUCCGAGAGCAAAAUCGCGAACCUGACGCCGCCGGCGCAAGCCACUGUGCCCGUCGGCGGAGGAACAACGGAAGGAAAUGCAGCCGCCCGUGACGCACAACAGUCGACGUCGGUUACCACGGGUUCAGGCCGCUCGAAACGUUUAACGCCCGUGGCGGCAACCGGUGUUGGUCUUCACGACGAUGGCAGCUUUGUUCUUGGUUGUGGUGAUGAUGACGAUGGUCGACAUGUCGGUUUGUCCGGAAGCCUGUUCAGCAGCAACAGGCCCCUCGAAGACGGCUCGGGCUUCGCGUUGGCCGUAGGUGUCGGUGAUGGGCGAGGAGAAACGAGUGGCUGCGGCGGUGCCCAUGGGAACGCCGAUCUAGACUACGAUCAACCCAGAGACGGAGAGGUUGACGCCAGCGGAAGCCGACAGCACGGCCAACCCUCCUUCAGAGACGGGGCAUCCAAGGACGGGAGCAUCAGAAGCAGCGACCAUCUUCGAGACGGCACCAAAGACCGUUCAGAAUCACAACUUCGAAAUGGCAGCUCUGAAGCACGCUCCGAAUCGCAGCACCAGCAAGUGGAGCACGCCGCUCAGCCUAUUAGACGCCGAUCGAUCCUGGGAAGGGUCAUCUGGGGGUCGGACCUUCGCCGCGAGAGGGAAAGCAGGCUUGUUGCUGUAGGCAGCGGGAAGGCGUCUCCGCGUCCCGCAAGCCCCGAACCAGGUUGGCAUGUCAAGCUUGAGGCGUCUUCACACCCCGGUGGCGAAGGCCAGCCAGACAAACAACCCCUGGAAACGUGCCCAGGUGCAAAGCCCUGCUGGGGGCACGGGUCUAACAGCGGUGGGCUGUUCGAGGCCAGUUCGGACGCCAAAGGAAGUGGCGGCGGUGGCAGUAGUGGUGGGCGUUUGGUGCAACAACAAAAGCAACAACCCAAAAAGAAAAAGCCCAAGGCAAAGAAGGUGGAUAAGGUGCAGAAAAAGAAGACGACGGUGAAGAAAGCGGUGAAGAAGAACGCGAAGAAGACGGUGAAGAAGACGACAAAGAAGAUGAAGGAGGGGAAGAAAGGAAAUUCGUCAAAUGCCCUGUCGCACAACAGCAGCAAUGGAAGCACCAAGGAGAAGAGGAAGAGGGCCUCAAGCGACCAGGACACUAUUAGCGGAAGCACGAAACAGCAACCGAAGAAAGCAAAGUCGGAAGGGAAAAAAAGACGCUGCGACAAGGGGUAAUGUUUAGGAGAAGGAUGGGGUUACGGAGAGACUGCUGCGUUCAGGAGCGCGAGCCUUUGGCCGAAGCGUUACUUGCGUCAAGACACCACAAGGUCAGCGGCGGCCGUAGCGCCUGCAUGUUUAGAGUAUGCCUUGCCCCGUGUCGGUGUGUCGCUGCAGACUGUUUGCACUGCUAGCGUCUCUUUCUAUGCGAGCGGUAGGUCGUGUGGGCUUCGCUGUGCUUGAUUACAGAGUAUGUUUGUGUCGUUUCGCUUGUUGAAGCAAUGGUACAUUCUAGGUGGUGCUUCUGCUGUUGGACCGACACGGCCUCUCUAUUUCGCCAGCUGUCGAAGAUGGCGUCGUCCAGUCUCCGCGAUCAGCUCACGCAGUUUGUUGUGAAGAUCAGGGAUGCACCAGAACAAUAUCGAAGGAAAAGUUUUCUGGG